UUGGAAUAAAGUGUUAGCUUGUUUGCCAAAUUUAAGCCCUAAAAUGGUGAAAAGUUUGGCAUCAGAAAAUUUUAGAGAGAAAUUUUUUGAUCGAUCAUUAUGGCAGCUGAAGUGGCAAUCUCAUCUGUGGUCGAACUACUGGGCAAUCAGCUGAUUCAGAAGGUUAAAUCCCUGCAAGGCAUCGAGGAAAAGGUGGAGUUGCUAAGAGAGGAGCUGAAGAGGAUGCAAUCCUUUCUCAAAGACGCCAACAAAAAGCAAUUUGAAGACGAGAGGGUGCGUAAUUGGAUCUCGGAUAUCAGAGAGUUGGCUCAAGAUGCCCAAGAUACCAUCGAGAUCUUCCUUCUCCACGUUGAAAGUGCCAAGAAUGGGGGGCUUAUCAAAAGAUGUACAAGCUUCCCGAAGCGUAUGCACCACCUCGACAAAAUUGGAGAUGAGAUCGAGUCGAUCCAAGCUAGACUUGAUGCCAUUGACAAAAGCCGCGAGAGGUACGGUAUCAAGGAUCUCGGAGAGGCAGCUGAGUCGGCAUCGAGAUGGCAAAUUGAAUUGCGGCGGCGGUUGAUUCCUUGGCAAAAGGACGAACAUCUUGUGGGCGUUGAAGAUGAUGUGAAAAAGCUGCUGCAAGAAUCAAUUCUGUGUGAGAAGAAAGGGCUUUGCAUUGCGGUCUUAGAGGGCAUGGGCGGGAUCGGGAAAUCGACACUUGCCCGGGAAAUAUACAACCACCCCGACGUCGUUGCUGGUCCAUUUGAUCGCCGUGGUUGGGUUGUGGUGUCGAGUGAAUUUACACCACAAGAGACCAUCAAGCAGCUUAUCUUCGAUCUGCCGGGCUCUGACAAACAAAAGGUGCGUGAAUUGGAGGAGACGAUGAAGGACAAGCCAUACCUCCUACAAAUGCUUCAAGAAAUGCUUUAUAAGCAAUUGAAGGGGAAAUCAUAUUUGAUAGUUCUGGAUGAUGUGUGGGAGAAGGAACAUUUGGAAUCUCUCAUCAAUGCUUUCCCAAAUCAACAAGAUAAAGCAGGUAGAUUAUUGGUUACGACUCGCAACAAGAUUAUUACAAAGUAUGAUCAAUAUGUGCAUAAGAUGAGUCUCUUAGACCACGAAAAGAGUUGGGAAUUGUUGUUAAAGAAGGCAUUCAUUGGUAGCAGCAUUAUUGGCAAAUGUCCAGACGAAUUCGAGAGUGUGGGCAAACAAAUCUUGGAAAAAUGCCAUGGUCUACCAUUAGCCAUCAGUGUUGUAGCAGCCUUACUCGUGGAAACACAAACUGAGAGUGGAUGGGAACAAGUGCUUAACCAAAUAAACUCUUAUUUGGGAAAGACUAAAAGCGACGUAUCAACAAUUUUGGAGUUGAGUUAUCAGAAUCUGUCUCCCCAGUUGAAGUCAUGCUUCUUGUGCCUAGCCUUUUUCAAAGAAGACUUUACUAUCCCAACAAAAAGGCUUUUAAACAUAUGGGAUGCACAAGGCUUGAUCCAACAGGAAGGAAGCAAAACAACUGAUGAGAUAGUGAAAGGUUAUUUAAAUGAGUUGAUCAAUCAAAGCAUGCUUCAAAUUCAAGAUCUAAACGUUAAUAAUCAAGUCAAAAGUUGUCGCCUCCAUGAUCUUGUGCGCGAGGUUUGCUUAAGAAAAGCAAAGGAGGAAAUAGGUCUGGAGAUAGUGAAAGGGGAGAAGCGGAUUUCGUCAGAAUCAUCCUAUAAGCCUCGCCAUCGUGUUGUGUAUGUCGAGAAUAUUAAGACUUCCUCAUCGAAUCAAAAUAAGCAUGUACGCUCUCUUUUCCUACUUAAUGUCCAAGGUGGUUGGGUUCCAAAUAUGGCCAUUCAAUCUUAUUACUGGAAGAGCUAUUAUCUCCUUAAGACACUCGAGCUUGACGGGCUUUCCUUUUAUAGAUUGCCCAACUCUUUUCGGUCAUUGAUUGGAUUGAAGUGCUUGAAAAUAUACGAAUCUCGAGGCAGUGUGAUCAAACUCCCAAACUGGUUUGAUCAUCUUAGAAACCUCGAGGUUCUUGACAUGAAAUGGUGCUAUGCAGAUUUCCCAAGACUAGAUUCACUGGAAAUGGACAGGCUAUGUCACUUCUGCGCAUAUCUUGUCAGUGGACUGACAAACAUAAACAUGUGGAAAGAUAUUGAGUGUUUGAGACACAUUCGCCACAAGGACUGGAUGAAGUGCAUAUCAACUCUAACGAGUAGUUGUCAUCUUCGUGAAUUAGGCAUACGUUUUGAUGGACGAAUGAUAGAGCAUGAAGAGUUGAUCAAAGUGAGAGCGUCGUUGGAGAAGAUGCAGAAUCUUGUCAUACUUCACUUAUUAGGGUUGUUUGGUCGUCCUACUGACAUAGCAUUAGUUGUGCCGCAGCUCGCCAAUCUCACCAAACUUAAACUGUAUAAUCCGAUGUCCAAAUGUCCAACUGUGAGUACAUUCCCUCCAAAUCUUUCUCACCUUACGUUGACGGAUUCCGAGCUAGUUGAUGAUCCGAUGGCAGAGCUGGGUAAGCUUCCAAAGCUGCUCUUCCUCAAGAUAGAGAAGCAGGCUUACUUGGGUGAAACGAUGCUAGUUUUGUGGGACGGGUUCCCCUGCCUCGAAGCCCUGGUCCUUCGAGGUUUGGAUGAACUGAAGAGCGUCUUCAUAGAAGAAGGUGGAAUGCCGAAGCUCAGACAUCUCCGAAUUCGUAAAUGCCCCCGUCUGAACACUGGGAAUCUACCGCAACACAUCAACAUUUUUAUUGAAUAAUCUCAAGCUUACUUUACUUAUCUUUAGUUAUUCGUGUGUCUAUGAGUAAUAAGAAACGGAGUUUGUUGUGGUUGUUGAAACAUUAAUUUGACAUUAUCCAAACUACAUGCAUGAAUGUUGAAUUUAUUGCUGAUUCA
Molecule: messenger RNA, 2852 nt
Organism: Salvia miltiorrhiza (redroot sage)
Lineage: Eukaryota; Viridiplantae; Streptophyta; Magnoliopsida; Lamiales; Lamiaceae
Product: putative disease resistance protein At1g50180
Exons: 2
Coding region: 100-2715 (871 amino acids)
Biological process (GO): defense response to other organism
Molecular function (GO): ADP binding
Source: RefSeq, a predicted model, not a curated record